Messenger RNA from Phycodurus eques (leafy seadragon), 1001 nucleotides. It is a transcript of the gene nubp2, whose product is annotated as nucleotide binding protein 2 (MinD homolog, E. coli). Gene Ontology annotation, cellular component: cytosol. Gene Ontology annotation, molecular function: ATP binding; ATP-dependent FeS chaperone activity; 4 iron, 4 sulfur cluster binding. The record is from RefSeq and is a predicted model, not a curated record. The transcript has 7 exons. NCBI's taxonomy places the organism in Eukaryota, Metazoa, Chordata, Actinopteri, Syngnathiformes, Syngnathidae. Gene Ontology annotation, biological process: iron-sulfur cluster assembly. Bases 71 to 883 code for a protein of 270 amino acids.
GGCCAUUUUACGGAAGUGUUUUCGGCACCCAAUGCGCACGGAUGCUGCUUAAAUUUGCCAAAUAGCAGUUAUGGAACAGAAGAAUUAUAGCAGCAGCCUGUCCCAAGUGCAGCAUGUCAUCUUGGUUCUGUCCGGAAAAGGAGGUGUGGGGAAGAGUACCAUCACUGCCGAGCUUGCUCUGGCACUGAGGCAUGCUGGGAAAAAGGUUGGCAUCCUGGACGUAGACCUGUGCGGGCCCAGUAUCCCGCGCAUGCUGAGCGUGGGUCGUCCAGACGUGCACCAGUGCGACUCGGGCUGGGUGCCCGUCUACGCCGACGCGGAGAAAAACCUCGCGCUCAUGUCCAUCGGCUUCCUGCUGGACGACCCGGAUGAAGCUGUGGUGUGGAGGGGACCCAAGAAAACAGCGAUGAUUGCUCAGUUUGUGUCAGACGUGGCGUGGGGAGAGCUGGACGUGCUGCUGGUGGACACGCCGCCAGGGACAUCUGACGAGCAUUUGGCCAUAUUGGAGAACCUCAAGAAGCACAAAGUAGUGGACGGGGCUAUUUUGGUCACCACACCUCAGGCAGUUUCCACGGGCGAUGUCAGGAGAGAGGCGACUUUCUGCAAGAAAACGGGAGUGCGCAUCCUCGGCAUUGUAGAAAACAUGAGUGGCUUUGUUUGCCCGCACUGCUCAGAAUGCAGCAAUAUAUUUUCCAAAGGCGGUGGUGAGGAGUUGGCCAAACUUACAGGAUCGUCUUUCCUCGGUUCCGUGCCCUUGGAUCCUCAGUUGAGCGCCAGUGUCGAGCAAGGCAAAGACUUCCUCAAGUCAUUCCCAGACAGUGCCACCUUCAGUGCCAUUAGCGGCAUUACAAAAACUCUCCUCGACAACCUCUUAACUGCCUGAAUGACGUGUAAAAAAUAUAAAGUACAAAAGGGACCACUACAACAAAAGGAAGUAUUUUGCAGACACGUUCAUGUCAGUGUUCCUAAGAAAUCUAAACAUUAAAUGUAUUAGUUAUUAA